This is a messenger RNA of Penicillium cosmopolitanum, 489 nucleotides long. RefSeq lists its product as uncharacterized. The transcript has a single exon. Bases 1 to 489 code for a protein of 162 amino acids. The record is from RefSeq and is a predicted model, not a curated record. Lineage: Eukaryota; Fungi; Ascomycota; Eurotiomycetes; Eurotiales; Aspergillaceae.
AUGCCUGUCAGCCCCACUGAUGGUGACAACCAUUCCUCAGCCUUCGGACAGCAAACCCAUAUGAUGGCGUCAAUCGACACAAUUAACAGUUAUGGCGGUCUCCAUAGGUCCAGUAGUCCAGGCUUUGGACCGCCAUCUAAAACAUUGCCAAAACCCCCAGGCCCAUAUCAGUGUGGAUGGAGAUUUACUGCCCAAGAGCAUAUUCAGCCAAAGCCAACCCCGAUAACAAACGACUCAAUGAUCAACACCCAAGAAAAUAGACAUGAGCGAAGUCAGCUAUCCCCUCUUGAACACUGCCAGCAGCAUCCUCCACUACCUGGCUCUAUGGGUAGUCGGACUCUUGACCUACAGAUCCAGACACUACUACAGGUUGCCGACGAACAUCGAUCACAGGUGUUUACGGUUAAACUGUGUGGUCAAUCGGGUAACUAUCUACAGAUCCCUCAAUCUACACUAGCAGCAAAGGUCUUUGAUCCGUUUAUACUUUGA